This is a messenger RNA of Mesocestoides corti, 660 nucleotides long. The record is from the annotation of a GenBank genome assembly. NCBI's taxonomy places the organism in Eukaryota, Metazoa, Platyhelminthes, Cestoda, Cyclophyllidea, Mesocestoididae.
UGCUUAAUCAAAUUUCUAAUUUCUGAGCCAGGUGCUCCACCUUUCUCUCAAUUUCACUUUAUACCACCCAAACCAGCGUGGAAGAAUCCGCGCCCCACAGAAGGUUCGCACUACUCACCAACCACAAUUGAGAAAGUUGCCAAUUUCGUAACUCAUCUGCCCUGGGUUCCUCUCAGCGCCUGUUUUGCCAAUUCUCUAUUCAGCAAGGCAACCAAUCCAACCCAAUUUCUUGUCGCGUGUAUCUACGGUGUUUCUCUAGUUUCAAUGUUUGGAGCUUCAACGACAUUCCACUGUUGUACACUGCUUACUUCGAAGAGCCGGUAUUACAAUCUAUUGCAUUAUUUGGAUCGGACAGUCAUCUUCGUGUUCAUUGCGGCGUCCUACACUCCUUGGUUGGUUUAUAAAUCAAUUUACUUUGCAAUCACUUCUCAUUCUCUUUCCCGUUCAAAUGCCAGUGUAAUUUCAUUUCAGGUCGACUCCACGGGGUUACACAAAGUUGGUGCGGGAGGCUUAGUCUACAUCUUAGGCGCAGUCUUCUUCAAGAUGGACGGCGUUAUCCCGAUGGCCCACGCUAUUUGGCACUGCUUUGUGGCACUCGCGGCAUACAUCCACUUCCUGGCAAUUGACCGGUUCCUGUUUCUGGAGACGUCACCUCCGUGA